AUGAAUAGAGUUUGGCGUUUUCUCUUGCUUGACAUUGUUCGCCAUAGACUUAAUUUGCUUCGACAAAGACUAGACGAAAUGCCUGGAUAUAAUUAUUAUCUAUAUGCACAUGAUAACAAAACGGUUAAAACUGAUAAAAUAAAGUUCUUUACUAAUUUAUAUAAAGAUAUAGCUGACAUCAUUGAUCUGAUAAAACCUGAAAUUCAUGCAUCAAUAUUUAUCAGUAUUAUCUGCGGUUUACCAAAAUUGAUUUUCAAUGUUUAUCAUAUAUUAUUGGUGGUCGAGGACCGUGAACCUAUUGAAUCUAUUGGAUUUCUCAUUAUACAUAUAUGUCAAGUAUGUUUUCUUCUAUUUUCACCAUGUAUUGUGGUUGAGUUACAUUUGAUGGAAGUCGAAAAAAUUCGGACUAUCUUAAUCCACCACCUUAUAUGUGAGACAGAUCCAAAAACAAAAGAAGACAUAGAAAUAUUUCUUACCUACACAAACAUAAGGUCAUUCCAAAGUAAAAUAUGGCGGUUUAUACCAUUAAAUGUUUCACUACCAAUAGAGAUUGCCAAUGUAUGCUCAUCUACGAUUAUCGUCUUAAUUAACUUCACACAUUUAUACGGUUAG
Nymphalis io (European peacock) is the source of this 612-nucleotide messenger RNA. RefSeq lists its product as uncharacterized. The transcript has 4 exons. Bases 1 to 612 code for a protein of 203 amino acids. Lineage: Eukaryota; Metazoa; Arthropoda; Insecta; Lepidoptera; Nymphalidae. The record is from RefSeq and is a predicted model, not a curated record.